GGGCUGCGCAAGCUCCCUGACUAGAUAGGGAAAUGCAUGAAAAGCAGUGAGGUGACGGUAUAUUUCUAUGCCCGUGUUUUAUCUGCUAAUUGUUUUCUGUAUCAAGUGAUCGCUGAAAAUAACAUCUGGAAGUAAAGUAGCUUGUUCGCUAAUUUGACAGUGUUGUUAGCAGCCUUUGUACUGUAGCCAACUAGAUAACUGUACGGUCAACUGUACGGAGAGUUUAAAAAGGACAGGGGAGUGUUCGAAUGAAACGCAGGAGGGUUUGAUUCUUCUUGAUCAUGAGAUCUUUCACUCUUGUGCUCCUGCUCUGCCUAGGCUAUGGUCACCUGACGACUUCAUAUAAACAUUUCAUGCAAGUGUGGUCUAAGCUGAUUGUGACUCACCAUUGGCCUCAGACAUUUUGCAGUAUGGAACAUUGUAAUACACAUUUUGACUACUGGACUUUGCAUGGACUGUGGCCAGAUAAAGGAGGCACAUGCAAUACAUCUUGGCAUUUCAAUGCAAGUCAAAUAGAGGACUUGAUGCCAGAGAUGAAAAAGUGGUGGCCUGACCUGUUGCAUCCAGAUCCAUCUAAUUCCACUGUGUUUUGGAAGCAUGAAUGGCAGAAACAUGGAACAUGUGCUGUCCAGUCAGAGGCCUUAGACAGUGAACAUAAAUACUUCAGUAAAGCUCUGGAGCUGUACCACAAAUUGGACCUUGAUGGGGUAUUAAGGAAGUCCAACAUUGUCCCAUCAGAAAAAUUCUACAAUUUCGACGAUAUUGAGGAGGCCAUUCAUGGUUUUUACAACGUUAAACCAAAGAUUCAGUGUAUCCCACCAAAACCGGGAGAAAAUGUGCAGACCUUGGGGCAGAUUGAGAUAUGUUUCAACAAAGAUUUCCAGCUAAUUGACUGUCAAAAGUCGGAGUUGGACAACAGGAACCAACAUAAUGACAAUCUGACCUAUGGUUUCUAUGGGAGCACAGGGUAUAUGGUGUGUCAGGAGAACAAGGAGGUUUACUACCCCCCCUUAAUGGGGAAGUAUUAAGCAUCGGGAGAUGUUUGAAAGUCUUUUUUUUUUCCAGUCUACUGUUAUACUCUGAUACAGGAAACUAAAAUGAAAAUACAUACAUACACUUUGAGUUAAAUGACAGGUACAGAAAUUGUGCUCAAUUUCCAAUCAAAGUACAUUUAGAAAACGAUUCAUUAUAGAACAAACGGGUUUCAGGCAAGUUUAACUUGAUCGCACCCAACUCUUGUUUCCUAGCUUGCAUGUUGCCUUCCAGAAUUUUGCCUUCUAACAGCUUUACCUGGAUGUAUAUUUGAAUACAGGACCAACUAGAUAGUGAUUUUUAUUUUCCAUCACAUUUAUAAAAUACAAAAACAUUGGUUGCUUAGCAGACACUCUUAUCUAGAGCAGCUUGCAUACCAUAUAAGUGUAAUGUCUGUUUAUACAGCUGGAUAUUUAAUGAGGCAAUUUAGGUACAUUUCCCACUGGUGAAUCAAACUGGUAACCUGUGAGUAACAAGCCCUGUUCCUUACCACUAUACCACACUGCUGCAAGUGCUGGAAAAUGGUCAUAAGAUAAGAAUCAAAUGGCAUCAUGAAAGGGAAUUUGUGCUAUUUUUGACAAUUUUAUGGUAAGCCCAGUGAUAGACAGUCAUGGUCUUAGGGUUCUGAAGUACCUCAUUUUUUUUUUUCUUCCAUCCAAAGUUUGUUUUAUAAUUUGUUCAAUAAUUAUUUUAAGGCUAGGUAGCAUUUUGAAACACGACAUUCAGCAUAUCACCAUUUGAACAGACCUUGAAUGUCUGUUUUGCAGCAUUGCAGUUGGAGUUGCAUAUAGUAACUCAGGGAACAGCCAGUGAAAACAAACAGGGAGUAGACUGACUGACUUGAGUUCCAAAUAAUCUCACAAGUCUUGGAGUGAACUUACAAUUAGAUUUAGAGCGUCUGACUGACUGAUUGUGUGUGGUACAGUUGCAUUUCAGACGGGUGUUGUGAAGCCAAGUAGUAAAGGACCUCUUCUGUUGUUGAACUAACUGCAUUUCUUUCUGUGCCAUGGAGAUAGUGAGAGCCUUGAAAAACGUACAUUUUACUUCAAGUCCAGGAAAAUAAUACUGCGUGACUCAAUUAUUUUUAGAUUGAUAACAGCAACCUUAGCCUUCCAAUAGUUAUCAGAGGGGGGACAGCGCUUGAAUGUUUAUAUGACUUUGUGCAAAAAUGGUGAUGUUACCCUUGAGUCAGGGCAAGAAUAUAGAGGGUCUCUGUUU
Messenger RNA from Megalops cyprinoides (Indo-Pacific tarpon), 2250 nucleotides. It is a transcript of the gene rnaset2, whose product is annotated as ribonuclease T2. Bases 282 to 1028 code for a protein of 248 amino acids. The record is from RefSeq and is a predicted model, not a curated record. Lineage: Eukaryota; Metazoa; Chordata; Actinopteri; Elopiformes; Megalopidae. Gene Ontology annotation, molecular function: ribonuclease T2 activity; RNA binding. The transcript has 10 exons. Gene Ontology annotation, biological process: RNA catabolic process. Gene Ontology annotation, cellular component: extracellular region.